AAGCGAGGGAAAGUUCACAAAUAAAGGAGUGAAGCAAAAGGAAACGGAAAACAAAACAAAACAAAGCCCAGAUUCCUCUCUCCGAACAGCGCCUAUGUUUUUUUUUCUUCAGCCCCCCCCCCCCCCCCCCCCCCCCCCCCCCUCACCUCUUCUUCUUCUGCUGGUAUCUAUCGUUGUUGUUCCCUUCGUUCUCUCUCCAUCUAUCUCCCUCAGAUUACUUGCGACCAGCGACGCUCUGGCUGGCCCCUUUGAGAUUGACCUGGGGCUUCCAUACACCAAGAGUGCAGCAAGAGGAUAGAUAGCAUUUGUUGCAGCGCUCUCUAGGUCGUCUCUCUCUCUCUCUAGCUAGCUAGCGUCGUCUCCUCCGGUGAGGUGAUGAACAGAGGAGAAUUCCAGACCUCCCUUGUCCAGCAGAUGAUCUGGAGCGGCGGCGGCGGCGGCAAUACCACAGCGGCAGGCAGCAGCAACAUCAUGAGCAGCGGCUUCAAGCAGUCUUGCCAUGAGGAUCAACAAGAGGCCUCCCGCAACCUGCAGCUGCUGCCCUCCCUAUCGUCUCCGUCGUCGCUGCUCUUCUCCAAUGCCCAGCAGUUCCCGCACACCACCUCUUCGGGCCAGCAGCUAGCCCACACCAACGCCGGCGGCGCAGCAGCUGGUUCUCUCCCAAGUCUGGACGACGACGGCGGCAGCGGUCAGGACAGCCACAUGCCGGAAUCGUGGAGCCAGAUGCUUCUAGGGGAGUUCGCUGGAGAGCGCUACGCCGCCACCGCAUGUCUGCUGUCAAAGGGCGUAGAGGACUGGGGGGAUCACGCUGCGGCAGCUGCAAGCGCGUGCAUGGUGGGUGGCGGCGGCGGCGUGGAGGAGGAGGGCUCGGCCGCCAUGCCUCUGUACAGCUUAUAUGGUGGUGGUAGUCACAGUCACAGCCACCUCGCUGCAGCUGGUGACCAUGAGAUGCCGCCGGCGCCAGCAGCAGCAGCAGCAGGGGCCAAUAAGUCUCAGCUGAGCCAGAUGCUCCUCGCCUCGUCGCCUAGGUCCUGCGUCACCACCAGCCUCGGCAGCAACAUGCUCGACUUCUCCAACAACGGCGUGCCCCCGGCGCCCGAUCAGCUGAAGAGCCACCACCACCAUCAAUCCGAUAACUCAUCCGAGGUGAGGAAGGAGAGACUGGGUGACAGAAUAACUGCCCUACACCAGAUCGUUUCUCCGUUUGGCAAGACUGACACGGCGUCCGUCCUGCAAGAGACCAUUGGCUAUAUCAGAUUCCUACUGGGACAAAUUGAGGCUCUCAGCUACCCCUACAUGGGCCACGGCAAUGGGACCUCCAUUCAAAAUGGACCAACAACUGGAGAAAGGAACCAUGCAGGGCUCCUACCAGAUCAAUACCCCGGCCAGUUGCUGAACCAUAAUAACAACACUGGAGCACGGCAGCCUGCAGCAGUCGGCCAGCCUGAUGAGCAGCAGCAGCAGCAGGGUGGUGCUAAUAAUAAUGACGAGACGAAGAAGGACCUGAGGAGCCGGGGGCUGUGCCUCGUCCCGGUGUCAUGCACGUCGCACUUCGGAGGGGACAACGCCGCUGACUACUGGGCUCCGGCGCCGCUCGGUGGGAUCCUCCGCUAGAGCGAGCGCGCCAUUGAAGCAUGCAUAUGCGUUUUCUCGUUUAGAUGUGGCGAGCUAGCUGCUGUUCGUUCCGUACAAGUAUAUGUUCGUCAGGCUGCUGCAGGGUAGCUAGCUAGAGAGAGCUGUGUCUAAUUAAGAAUCAUCGCAAGGGUGGCGUGCAUGCAUAUAUAUGCUGCUGGUUGCUGUGGGAAACAUACCAUCAUGAGCAGUCAUUCUUGGUAGGGGAGAAGCUGCGUGCGUCGUAUACCUGUAAGGCUGAUUGCUCUUGAUGCUAUGCGAGUAAGUAUGACGACCCUUUUUGUGGGCGCGCAAGGCUUCAUUAAUUAUUUUGUAUCUUCAAGGGAGGGCGCUUCAAGUAGAAGAUCUAGAUCUUCUCUGGUCCCCUGUCGCAAAUUUAUUUCGUUGGUCAUGUAUAUGUAAUUAAAAUCUAGCAAUAAGUUAUUAGUGAACAUGUUUAUUUACUCAAA
This is a messenger RNA of Zea mays, 2081 nucleotides long. RefSeq lists its product as uncharacterized. The transcript is spliced from 8 exons. Gene Ontology annotation, cellular component: nucleus. Bases 376 to 1614 code for a protein of 412 amino acids. The record is from RefSeq and is a predicted model, not a curated record. Gene Ontology annotation, biological process: regulation of transcription by RNA polymerase II. Gene Ontology annotation, molecular function: DNA-binding transcription factor activity, RNA polymerase II-specific; protein dimerization activity; RNA polymerase II cis-regulatory region sequence-specific DNA binding. Lineage: Eukaryota; Viridiplantae; Streptophyta; Magnoliopsida; Poales; Poaceae.